Populus trichocarpa (black cottonwood) is the source of this 654-nucleotide messenger RNA. RefSeq names its product heavy metal-associated isoprenylated plant protein 41. The coding region runs from base 97 to 450 and encodes 117 amino acids. The record is from RefSeq and is a predicted model, not a curated record. NCBI's taxonomy places the organism in Eukaryota, Viridiplantae, Streptophyta, Magnoliopsida, Malpighiales, Salicaceae. The transcript is spliced from 3 exons.
UAAAAUACAAGUUAAGCAUCUCCUCUUCCUCCAUUUCACAAUAGACUUGAAACCUAAGAGAGUAUUUCACCGAAAUUAUUUCUGUUGCUGUUGAGAAUGAAGCAAAAAAUAGUUAUGGAGGUAUCAAUGAACUCCAGCAAACACAGAACGAAGGCUAUGAAGAUUGCGGCGGUCGCAGACGGUGUGAAUUCUGUGGAAAUAGAAGGGACAGACAAAGUUGUGGUGACUGGGGAAGUUGAUUCGGUUAAGCUGGCCCAUGCCCUCAGGAAAAAAUUUGGGCAUGUUAUGAUAGUGAGUGUCAAAGAAGAGAAAGAAGAGAAAGAAGAGAAGAAAACGGAAGAGAAAGACGUGCUGUAUUGGCCAAAUAAUUACUUUCAUCACUAUCCUCCACCUAUGAUGUACGGAGACGUUUACUCUCCACACCAACCACCUACUUGUUCCAUCCUUUGAGAUAUAUCUGUAUAAUUUUCCUUGUUAUUUAUGAGAUAUCAAAGAUAUAUGUUCUUGUUUACAAGAGUUUAAAACCUGUGAUUUGCGAAUUCUAUAGUUAAGCUCGAGCUAGUAUGCAUGCAUGCAUGCAGUACUCAGCUUACAGCUUCAGUAUCGUAAUAUUAAUGGAAUUGGAUAUCAUUCACAGAAAAGAGUUUAUUUCAA